GGCGUAGUCGUUUUUACAUUAAGUGUUGCAGAUCGAAGGUGGAAUGUUGCCGCGUUGUCGUUUGCCGUUGAUGGGCUUAUUAAAGUUAGUCAGAGUUGUUUCCUCUUUCAUUUCUUUUUUUUUUUGUCUGGGGCGGUGCGGAAACCUCAAAGCGAAUUUAGUGCGCUCCCGCCCCUUCCGCAUCGCCCCGCCGCCCCUUUUCGGGGUUGUCCCCUCGCGUUUAUGACGACAAUGCGUUUGCUGUCAUAAUUAUUAGUCAAACACAAACAAUGAAUUUCAUAAUUUUCCCAUCAAUACGGUCCAACAGCCGGUUGGAGCGACGUUGGAGCGUUCGUAAACUUCGAAAGCGUUCAAACAUCCGCUCUUCCCGCACGCGCCGCUCGGGAAGAAUGCCCUACUCUUGGCCGGAGGAUGAGCUGGAUACUACGACAUAGCCUGUGGCACUAGGGUACUCCCAAGGGGGUCGCGAGGAGUGGAGGCACUCUGUGGAAAUGAAGCCGUCGCGCAUAAAGUGUGAAAUUGCUGGCAAUUCGCAGAGACGCUCCAUUCUCGGCGUUUCUCAGUCUUUGGAGGCUGUUUAGAGCCUGGACUAAUGGGAGAUGCCAGUGCACUCAGAGAAAUAGUUGGCACUAAGCUAUUUUGAAGAAUAUUGAUACGAUAAUUUGGAUGCUUGUUUGUAAAUAUAC
This is a messenger RNA of Drosophila sechellia, 686 nucleotides long. RefSeq lists its product as uncharacterized. The record is from RefSeq and is a predicted model, not a curated record. NCBI's taxonomy places the organism in Eukaryota, Metazoa, Arthropoda, Insecta, Diptera, Drosophilidae. Bases 270 to 434 code for a protein of 54 amino acids. The transcript has a single exon.